GGUGCGAGGUCUGUUGGGUCUGUUGCUUGUGAGCGGGUGAACGGAGCACGGGCGCGUGCAUCGUUUCGCGGGCGGCGUCAGUCAAAUAAAACUCCAGGCGGAGUUGCGGCGCCGCUAAGCAAAGUUGUUCUACUGCUUACGAGUAGUGUCCGACGAGCUUUACUGAACUAUUAGAGGAUUUCUGGCUUUCAGACUGAAAGUUUGCGUCUGUGCUGAACUCGGAAGUACGGCCGGUACGGCCCCUGGGCCGUCAAGCGCAUCGCGGCGCAUUGUAUGAGAGUAGUGUGCGUGUGCGUGCGCGCGUGUGUGUUUGCCUUCGGAGUGUGACUGCUUGAGCGGAGAGUCGGAAAGAGACCGGGCUGCGAGCAUCGACGGAAGCAGACACUGCAAACUCUCGAGAAGUUCUCAACUAACGGGUGCGGACUACACCGACUGGCAGUAUGACUUCUCGGUUUACGGUGUCCAAGACCGAGAAAAAUCUGCUCGCCGAUGACGCUUCGGCCGAGCCCCGCUACGGUUCCACGGGCCGCGGCAGUGCGUCGGGCUACGAAGACGCCGACUUUCACGGGCGUGCAAAGUGUCUGCAGACGCGUGCUGCGGCCGGCCAUUGCCGGUGCACCCGAGAUGAGCGCGCCUUUGCUGUAGUGGCGUCUACUGUGCCUGGCCUCACAGCGACGCCACUUGCGAAGGUGUCAUCGACAAAGCACCACUUUGUUGAAUUGUCGCCGUCUUCUCACUCGACCAGAAACCUGUUCUCAGCUGACCAACGAGCUGGUUUCAAGGAAAACAUGCUGCUGUUUGGACUGGUAACUUAGCCAGAUUCGUUUUACGUGAAACCUUACUGUACAUGAGUAGCAUCAUCAGUUAGUUAAUAUCUUGCGCUUUGCAUGUAAUGCAGAAACAGCGCGUCAUUAGUCGCAAGGCUACGUCGCCAGUCUUUCCUACAUACAAAAUAAGAGAACAUACAUACAUAUUCUUGCGGACUGAUGUGCGGAAACGAAGCAUUUCUGCACCAAGGUAUAUAGCCUUAUGUAAUAUUCGUUAAUAUUAUAUAAGGCAGUAUUGUGCAAUGUUUAUUGGCGAAUAAAUGAAUAAGUAUCUA
Molecule: messenger RNA, 1102 nt
Organism: Dermacentor albipictus
Lineage: Eukaryota; Metazoa; Arthropoda; Arachnida; Ixodida; Ixodidae
Source: RefSeq, a predicted model, not a curated record